Molecule: messenger RNA, 1892 nt
Organism: Prionailurus viverrinus (fishing cat)
Lineage: Eukaryota; Metazoa; Chordata; Mammalia; Carnivora; Felidae
Gene: SPATA25
Product: spermatogenesis associated 25
Exons: 2
Coding region: 900-1652 (250 amino acids)
Biological process (GO): spermatogenesis
Source: RefSeq, a predicted model, not a curated record
GCACGGAGCCCGAUGCUGGGCUUGAAUUCACGAACCAUGAGAUCAUGACCUGAGCUGAAACCAAGAGUCGGGCGCUUAACAGACUGAGCCACCCAGUCACCCCAAGAGAGAACAUUUUAGACAUUACCUAGACCAGUGGUACCCAGCCUGUCUACUCAUUAGGGUUAUCUGGGAUACCUAGAAAGCUGAUGCCCCAAACUCCAUCUCCAGAGAUCCUCAUUCCAUUUGUCAAAGGAUUAGGCCUAGACAUCGUUGGUUUGUAAAAACAGCCUGGAGGUUCUAACAUAGAGUCAGGAUUGAGAAGCGCUUCUUUAGAGUAGAGGUCUCGACUUUGGCAUAUAUUAUAACCACUUAAAGACCUUUGAAAAAUACUUACAACUGGGUCUGACCCUGGGAUUCUGAUUUAAUUGGUCUGGGAUGAGACUGGGCCUCAGUAUUUCUAAAAGCUCCCAAGAGAAUUUAAUGUGCACCCCAGUGUGCGACCCAGUGUCCCAGACCAACGACUUCAUUUUGCCAUCGGGAAACUGAAGCCUAGAGAUGGGAACGUAUUCCAGAGGCACACAGCAAACUCCCUCUCUCAUACUGCAGAGCACAAAGCACUCGCCUCCUUUAUUUCUAUCUCUGAUCUUUUGCUUCCGUACAAAUAAUCGCAUUUAAUCCUCACAACGCUGGUGAGGUGGUGGGCGGCCAUUACUCCCACUUUAGAGAAGACUGUCCAGGAACAAAACUGUCAAAGUGACUCGCCCAAGGUAGAGGUAAGAACCUAGAAUGUCCGGUCCCUGGUCCAAUGCUCUUUUAACCCCAUCCCAUUGUCAUAUACGGGUUCUAGAAUGAACAGGUCAGUGCUGUGAGGUGGGUUCCGGGUGUACAAGGGAGGGACUAUGAAGUGACGUUCUAGAAUGGUGGAAAGGGUAGGAGAGGAGGCAGGUGACUGUUCCCUCACAAAUGGGGGCUUUGGGGCAGACAUGUCCUAUUUCAUGUCUCCACAAGCUCAUCAAGGUCUUCUGCCUUCCAGCCAAGGUGGGGCUGCUUCUCCGGGCGCAUCCCUUGGCCUCUAUAGUGCUGUAGAGCCAGUAGUGGUGGCCCCUGGUGGACUAGGCCCACUGAGCCAGAAACCUGAGCAGGUGGCGCCUGCUGCCCAGGCCCGGGGCCCGGCCCUGGCAGUGCCGGAAGCCAGGGGCUGCCCUGGGGGGGCUAGCUGGGAGACCCUGCGGCGGAAGGAGUACAGCCGAUACCACCACAAGUCCCCCCACGCGAGGCAGCCGGAGAGCUUGGGCUGGGAGGACGGCUGCUCCAGAAACACAGCUCCCCACCUGGGUGGCCCCAGCGGGCCUGGGCCCCUGCUGCUGUGUGGGCUGUCACCAGGGAUUUUACCCAUGCCCUCUGAGGCAGGGGGGAAGGAGGCCGGCUCCCAGCCUGACAUCUGCAUCCUUACCCUGGCCAUGAUGAUCGCUGGCAUCCCCACCGUGCCUGUCCCCGGCCUGCGGGAAGAGGACCUGAUCCGGGCAGCUCAAGCUUUCAUGAUGGCCCAUCCGGAGCCAGAGGGGGCUGUGGAGGGGGCGCGGUGGGAGCAGGCACGCGCCCACGCAGCCUCUGGGCAAAUGCGCCUAAUGAGAUCCAGGAGAGGCCAGCCUCCUGGCUCCUGCUUGUAGCUGGAUGAAAUAGCACCAGACACACAGGGUGGCUUCUCCGUAUGGUUUUUGGGCAGACAGGAUUGGGGGUGCCUGUGGCAAGGAUGGGGACAGGGCAGUCGUUGGAGCUGCUCUGACAAACCAAGUCUUUCAUCAGGGUCCAGACCCCAGGAAGUUUCUCCAGAUAGCACUAAGUCAGGAAAUAGAUCUUAUCAGAGGAGUUAUGAUGAAAAUUACCUGAGGUAGGGGGCCCGGCUCGGA